Amblyraja radiata (thorny skate) is the source of this 1091-nucleotide messenger RNA. RefSeq names its product protein FAM98A-like. Gene Ontology annotation, cellular component: tRNA-splicing ligase complex. The record is from RefSeq and is a predicted model, not a curated record. Lineage: Eukaryota; Metazoa; Chordata; Chondrichthyes; Rajiformes; Rajidae. Bases 24 to 1091 code for a protein of 355 amino acids. The transcript has 8 exons.
GGAGAGCGGAAGUACGCGGGGAGAUGGCGGCGGCGGCGGCGGUGCUGAACGCGCUGGGGUACAGCGGGCAGCUGCUUGAAGAGGGUGCGUUGGCGCAGGGUGUGGAGGAGGGAGCCAGCAGUCAGCAUUUCACAGCCGCCUGUGCCUGGCUGGUCUCACAGCUGAAUGAGGUCAGCCUGCUGGAGGAACGCCUCACUCCAACCACAGGACCCGCGGACGCAGAAAGCUUCCAGCUGGAGGUGAGUGGGCUGCUGAGCGAGCUGUACUGCCCCUACCCCUCCCUCACCACAGGGGACCCCACCACCAGGCUGAACGACAGCGAGCGCUGCCUCCAACUGCUCGUGUUCCUGGGCUCGGAGCUGCAGGCAGCCAGACUCCUGCGGUCCAAGCGGCAUCCACGUGGACAACACCGAGAGCCGGAGGAUGCUGGUGGCGGUGACGGCAGUGCCCAAACCCUGGGGGAGCUGCAGGCACUGUGCCAAGCGGUGGGCGUUGGCAAACCAACACCGGGCAUCCCCACAGCUCAGCUCUUCACAGAACUGGAAGAUAAAAUCCGAGAAGCCAUCGCAGGCUUGCCCGAGGGGACAGUGGGAAAACCGCUACUCAGCAAGAGUCUGGAGCCUGCCCAAUGGGAACAUCUGGAGCAGAUCCAGCAGGCCAUGUGCGUGGAGUACGAGUGCCGCAGGCAGAUGUUGAUCAGCCGGCUGGACGUGACCGUGCAGUCGUUCCACUGGUCCGAGCGAGCAAAGCAUCGCGGGGCGGCGAUGGGUCAGCUGUACAACCCCCUGAGAAGUUCGCUGUGCCGCAAGGCGGGGGUGACCCUCGCCCACCUACUGUCCGCCCGGGAGGACCUCUCCAUCAUCACCAGAACCACCAGCCGGAGUGUCCGUGAGAAGACUGCUUGUGCCAUCAACAAGAUCCUGAUGGGCCCGGUGCCGGAUCGCGGGGGGAGACCUGGCGAGAUGGAGCGGCCGAUGGCCACGUGGGAAGGCAGGAGAAGUGGGGGCGAACGGAGGGAUGGGGGCGACCGGAAAGACGGGGGCGACUGGAGACAGGAGAAGCGGAGAGGAGGCAAGGGGCGUAAGCACUGA